This is a messenger RNA of Funneliformis mosseae, 419 nucleotides long. The record is from the annotation of a GenBank genome assembly. Lineage: Eukaryota; Fungi; Glomeromycota; Glomeromycetes; Glomerales; Glomeraceae.
GUAAGACUUAAAGAUUUAACUAUUGCAGACUUCAAGGAUGCUCUAUCUGAAAAAGAGCAAACCAAAGGAAUAACUGAAAUGAAUAUCUGGAAAAGCGAGAAGCUUGAUGAUAAUCCUAUGCUGAAUUUUAGUAUAUAUUAUAGUAAUGCUGAUGACGCUGACGAUAACAAAAAAUCUAAGGAUGGGUAUCUUCAUAUUUUUAUAGUCCUUAACUCACUGUUUCUUUCAGACAAUAUGAAGAUACCUAUCCUCCGACAUGAAUAUAAUAGUUAUUUGAUUCAAAGUAUGGAAGAUACAUGCAUAUCAGAAGAUCUCAAUAUCUUAUUCCAGAUUAAUGAUACUGAGAAUGCUUACGAAUUCAUUACUAAGACGCUUGACUCUCCAAUUUGGAAUAAUUCAUCUUUACGCAAGAGGACUGA